AAACGCGAUCGAUUCAUCGAAUUAGCUCAGGCAGCCUUGGAACAAGCUAUCAAAGAAGAAGAUCAAAAAGGAGUCAUUAGAGAAAUGGUCGAAGCCUUGAUUGCUCGAAGUGGCGCCCCACUCGUGGCCGAAGUCAUUUCAGAGCAGAUGCGAAGUCAAGAUUUGAUUGAACAGCUCGCCGAACGCCACCAAGAGCGAAGGCAGUUGAAUGACGACACCACACCUUUUCCGCAUACUCUCAAGGAACCGCUGGACGAAACCUUGCGAAGUGUCAAUACCGCUGCCACCUACGAUGAAACGGUCGAACCCAUGACGCUCAUGGCAGAAUACAUGUGGCGCUUCUUUCGACUCCUGUUGCUUGCAAGUAUUGUAGGCCUCAUUUACCAUUUCUUG
Molecule: messenger RNA, 393 nt
Organism: Radiomyces spectabilis
Lineage: Eukaryota; Fungi; Mucoromycota; Mucoromycetes; Mucorales; Radiomycetaceae
Exons: 1
Source: RefSeq, a predicted model, not a curated record